This is a messenger RNA of Alternaria burnsii, 387 nucleotides long. Its product is annotated as 40s ribosomal protein s20. The record is from RefSeq and is a predicted model, not a curated record. Gene Ontology annotation, biological process: translation. Gene Ontology annotation, molecular function: structural constituent of ribosome. Lineage: Eukaryota; Fungi; Ascomycota; Dothideomycetes; Pleosporales; Pleosporaceae. Bases 1 to 387 code for a protein of 128 amino acids. The transcript is spliced from 3 exons. Gene Ontology annotation, cellular component: cytosolic small ribosomal subunit; ribosome.
AUGUCGCGAAAGAACUUAUCGACUCCGAACGCCGUCGCCAAUUUUAACGCCACCCCAGUCAUCACAUUACCGCGAUCGAGGAUCCAGGUCAUCCGCAUCACCCUCACCUCCCGCAACGUCAAGAGCCUCGAGAAGGUCUGCCAGGAGCUCAUCGACCGUGCCAAGAACAAGGAGCUCCGCGUCAAGGGCCCCGUCCGCCUGCCCACCAAGCACUUGAAGAUCACCACCCGUAAGACUCCUUGCGGUGAGGGUUCCAAGACUUGGGACACAUACGAGAUGCGCAUCCACAAGCGCCUCAUCGACCUCCACGCCCCCACUGAGGUCGUCAAGCAGAUCAUCAUCAACAUCGAGGCCGGUGUCGAGGUUGAGGUCACCAUCGCCGCAUAA